This is a messenger RNA of Cucurbita maxima (winter squash), 3105 nucleotides long. RefSeq names its product homeobox-leucine zipper protein ANTHOCYANINLESS 2-like. Bases 542 to 3040 code for a protein of 832 amino acids. The record is from RefSeq and is a predicted model, not a curated record. NCBI's taxonomy places the organism in Eukaryota, Viridiplantae, Streptophyta, Magnoliopsida, Cucurbitales, Cucurbitaceae. Gene Ontology annotation, biological process: regulation of DNA-templated transcription. The transcript has 9 exons. Gene Ontology annotation, molecular function: DNA binding; DNA-binding transcription factor activity, RNA polymerase II-specific; lipid binding.
UAUUGCGUUUUAUCCUCUCUCUCCCCUUCUUCUCUCUGCACAAAUCUUUAAAAUAACAAUACAAAACGUCCAUUCUUCCAUUUCUCUUUCUCUCUCUCUCUCUCCUCUUUUUUCUUUUUUCUUUUUUCGAUUCUCCAAGUUUUCUGCUGCCUUGAAAGGGGUUCUUCUUCUUUUUUUUUUUAAAAACAUGCAGCGAGGCUCAAGUAGCCCCCAUUAACUAGGGUUCUUCAGCUUCUUCUUUUCUGGAGAGAGAGAGAGAGAGAGAGCGAGAGAGAGAAAGUGAGGGAGGGAGGGAGGGAGGAAGAAAUAGCACAAGGGGUUUUUCCAUUUCACUCUCUCUCUCUUCUUCUUAUUGCUUUUUGGUUUUGGGGGUUUUGUGGGUCUUGUGGGUCUGUUAUUUCUUCUGGGUUUCUGUGGAACGCCUUCAUUUCAUUGAUUUCUCUAGCAAUGGGCUAAGUUCUUCGUUAAUUUUGUAAGCACCCCAAAAACAUUAGCGAGUGGAAGAAAUAAAUAAAAGAGGAAGUUAUAGAAGCUUUGGCCGAUGAGUUUUGGGGGUUUCCUCGACGGCGGCGGCGGCGGAGGUGCUGGUGCUCGAUUCGUAGCGGAUUUACCUUACACAAUUAACUCCACCACCAACAAUAACCCCACCGGCGGCAUCGGCGGUGGCGGAAAUAUAUCCUCCGGCGCAAUCGCUCCGCCGCGCCUCAUCACUCAAUCCCUCACCAAAUCGAUGUUCAACUCCCCUGGACUGUCUCUUGCUCUUACGAACAUGGACGGCGGGCAGGGAGAUUUAGCUGCCCGAUUGCCCGAGGGUUUCGAGCAUAAUGUUGGAAGAAGAGGCAGAGAGGAAGAGCACGAGAGUAGAUCUGGGAGUGACAACAUGGACGGCGGCUCCGGCGAUGACCAGGACGCUGCCGACAAUCCUCCGAGGAAGAAGCGUUACCACCGACACACUCCUCAGCAAAUCCAAGAGCUCGAAGCUGUUUUUAAAGAGUGCCCUCAUCCUGAUGAGAAACAACGCCUCGAGUUGAGUAGGAGGCUGUGCUUAGAAACUAGACAAGUUAAAUUUUGGUUCCAAAACCGGAGGACCCAAAUGAAGACCCAGUUGGAACGCCAUGAGAAUACUUUGCUUAGACAGGAGAAUGAUAAGCUUAGAGCUGAGAAUAUGUCGAUUCGAGAUGCUAUGAGGAAUCCAAUCUGUUCGAAUUGCGGCGGUCCGGCGAUUAUCGGAGAAAUCUCGCUGGAAGAGCAGCAGUUAAGGAUUGAUAAUGCUCGGCUGAAGGAUGAGUUGGACCGGGUUUGUGCACUUGCUGGGAAGUUUCUCGGCAGACCAAUUUUGUCACUGGCCAACUCCAUUGCACCUCCAUUGCCGAGCUCAAGUCUGGAACUGGGAGUUGGGAGUAAUGGAUUUGGUAAUUUGACCAUGGCGACUUCAAUGCCUAUUGGACCGGAUUUUGGAGGUGGGUUGUCGGGUAAUCUGGCUGUCGUUCAGCCACCUGUGAGGCCAACACCGGGGACAGGACUUGAUCGUUCAGUUGAACGAUCUAUGCUACUAGAGCUUGCUUUGGCUGCCAUGGAUGAAUUGGUCAAAAUGGCGCAGACUGAUGAGCCACUUUGGAUUGGUAACUUGGAAGGUGGAAGAGAAAUACUGAACCAGGAAGAAUACAUGAGGACAUUCACUCCUUGCAUUGGAAUGAAAUCGAAUGGUUUCGUCACGGAGGCGUCGAGAGAAACUGGCAUGGUGAUCAUCAACAGCUUGGCUCUUGUUGAGACAUUGAUGGACUCGAAUCGAUGGGCUGAGAUGUUUCCAUGUAUGAUUGCUCGAACGACGACCAUCGAUGUGAUCUCCAGUGGCAUGGGGGGAAGCAGGAAUGGUGCACUUCAACUGAUGCACGCAGAGCUUCAAGUGCUCUCACCUUUGGUGCCAGUCCGGGAAGUCAGUUUUCUUCGGUUCUGCAAGCAGCAUGCCGAAGGGGUAUGGGCAGUCGUCGACGUAUCGGUCGAUGCCAUGAGAGAGACGCCAACUGGUGGGGGUUCGCCAUUCAUCAACUGCCGAAGGCUUCCUUCUGGGUGUGUCGUUCAAGACAUGCCCAAUGGGUAUUCCAAGGUUACGUGGGUGGAACAUGCAGAGUACGAUGAUAGCCAAGUCCACCAGCUCUACCGUCCCCUACUCAGCUCCGGCAUGGGCUUCGGAGCACAACGGUGGGUUGCCACCCUUCAACGGCAAUGUGAAUGCCUCGCCAUUCUCAUGUCAUCAGCUGCACCAAUACGAGACCACACCGCCAUAACUGCUGGCGGGAGGCGGAGCAUGCUGAAGCUAGCGCAACGAAUGACAGCCAACUUCUGCGCAGGCGUGUGUGCAUCCACAGUGCACAAAUGGAACAAGCUGAAUGCUGGGAGCGUCGAUGAGGACGUCCGAGUCAUGACACGAAAGAGCGUGGACGAUCCUGGGGAACCUCCAGGCAUUGUGUUGAGUGCAGCUACGUCGGUAUGGCUCCCGGUAUCGCCCCAACGACUUUUUGAUUUCCUCCGUGACGAGCGGCUGAGGAGUGAAUGGGACAUCCUAUCCAACGGCGGCCCCAUGCAGGAGAUGGCUCAUAUCGCCAAAGGCCAAGAUCAUGGCAACUGCGUCUCUCUAUUAAGAGCCAGCGCUAUGAAUGCGAACCAGAGCAGUAUGUUGAUUCUACAAGAGACAUGCAUAGACGCGGCCGGCUCCCUUGUGGUCUACGCGCCGGUGGACAUCCCGGCAAUGCACGUAGUGAUGAAUGGCGGCGAUUCGGCGUACGUGGCGCUUUUGCCUUCGGGGUUUGCGAUUGUGGCUGACGGCGCGGUGACAGGUGGGAGGAGUCCGAGUGGCGGGGAGGGAGGGCGGCAGGGUGAGAGAGGGACAGGCGGUGGGUCCCUGCUCACCGUGGCAUUUCAAAUCCUGGUGAAUAGCCUCCCUACAGCGAAGCUCACCGUGGAAUCGGUUGAAACAGUCAACAAUCUCAUCUCUUGCACCGUCCAGAAGAUCAAGGCCGCUCUUCAAUGCGAAACCUGAUGCCCGAUCCGCGCGUGACUCCCCACGUGCUGAUGGAAUUAUAUAUUUUUUUUUACCCAAAAAAA